AUGGUCCAUACUUUGGAGCGUGAGGAGAGAGAGGCCAAGAGGUCUCGUGGUCCAGGUAAUUCCAGCGGCGUUCCUUUUGGGGGACAGUCAUAUCACAGUAAGGGUCGACCUUAUAGGCCCGCUUAUAUGGCUCAUCCAGCUCAUCGUGGCGCAUCAGCUGGCCAUGGUUUAUAUAGUGCUCGACCGAUUUCUUUUGGUAGUUAUUCUGGUUCUCGAGGUCCGCCUCAAAACGUGCCACCAUUUUUCGUGAUGGAUUGCUAUGAGUGUGGAGAGCUGGGUCAUGUGAGAAAAUAUUGUCCCUGCCUUUCGCGAGGUCCAGUUCUGCAGAGGAGUCAGGCUACGACUCAUGCACCAGCUGCUACGCCACCCACCCAGCCAGAUCGGGGUGAGGCUCAAGCAGCCAGAGGUCUCCCUAGAGGGGAAG
Messenger RNA from Nicotiana tabacum (common tobacco), 424 nucleotides. NCBI's taxonomy places the organism in Eukaryota, Viridiplantae, Streptophyta, Magnoliopsida, Solanales, Solanaceae. The record is from RefSeq and is a predicted model, not a curated record.